Molecule: messenger RNA, 2156 nt
Organism: Aspergillus heteromorphus CBS 117.55
Lineage: Eukaryota; Fungi; Ascomycota; Eurotiomycetes; Eurotiales; Aspergillaceae
Product: Zn(II)2Cys6 transcription factor
Exons: 5
Coding region: 366-2015 (549 amino acids)
Biological process (GO): positive regulation of transcription by RNA polymerase II
Cellular component (GO): nucleus
Molecular function (GO): DNA-binding transcription factor activity, RNA polymerase II-specific; transcription cis-regulatory region binding; zinc ion binding
Source: RefSeq, a predicted model, not a curated record
GCUAUUUUCACUAUUGCUACUGCUGCUACGGAGUACGCAGAAGGACAAUUACCGAUACUCUCCGAUGUCCGAUCCUCCCGAUCAGAGCGCGUAUCUCCUCCUCUUUUGGGCCUAGCGGGCUUUCCCCGGGGUUUUUGGAUGCCAACCGGUCAACAGCAAUUGCCCUCCGCCAUCUCUUCUCUGGCUAAUCCACGCAAGGUAUCGGUGUUCUGCGAUCCUGGUGAGGCCCAACGAAAUAUAUACUAUCCAUCCCACAUGGCAGGCACCAAUUGGUCCGAACAUCAGUCACCAUAGUAGACUCUGGCUAGAACUGAACACUCACCCUGGACAACCAUUGCUAAAGCGCCCGGUCCCGCUCUAAAGCAAUGGCCCAAUUCGGCACAACACUCGCCAUGCCUCAGAUCUACCCUCAGCCUCCAAAGAAGAGAUGCAGGAGAGAGGGCGCCAAGUGGACUCGCUCAGGCUGUCUGACCUGCAAACGUCGUCGGAAGAGGUGCGAUGAAGCCAAGCCAGGCUGUCAGAGCUGUAUCCGGCUGGGGUUGCAAUGCGAGGGCUACGGCUCCAUGUGGGCAGCGCCCCUGAACCCGGCCGCACAAGUCUUCAGUCAAGCCAGAUCCCCGAAGCGGCGCAAACUCAGCACAUCAUCUUGUCCAUCGAGUGACUCCCCUCAGUCGAUAGCAGAAAAAUGGUCUUCUCCGCCGAGCUCACCCCUCUCGAGCAGCCUCUCAACGGCGCCGACAACCCCGUCGGAGUACGACACUGUCGGUGCCUAUUCACCCCAUAUCCAUAUCGAAGAUAGCGAGAAUGAGGAUAAUGCAUCCGACAAUAUGGCCCUCAUUCUGGUCACGUCCGUGCCGAGUCGGCCCCUGGGCCAUCUUUCACACCGCGAAACGCACUAUCUCCAGUAUCACACCGAACUGGGCUCCAAGCUGCUGGCGAAUCUCGAAAGCGACGAUAACCCCUUACGAUCACUGAUCAUACCUCGAGCCCUAUCAUCCCCCCUCAUUUUGAAGGCCUUGUGCGCAUUGUCUGCCACACAUUUCGCCAAUCGCUCUCGAGAUAAGCUGGAAGCGCAAACCGCCGCUACGGACUACUACAUCCGAACCCUGAGCGGGCUGCAGUCUACCCUCUCCAAAUACGCGGCCGUGAACUCUUCCGACGAGGCUAUUAUAGCAGUAGCUCUCCUUUGCAAGUACGAGAUCGUCCGUGGGAGCGUCAAACAAUGGACGGUACACUUGAAUGCCCUACAGAAACUGAUCGUUGCACGCGGAGGACUUGAGUCUUUGAACGAAGACACAAGAGAGUUUCUCUUAGGCUUCUACAUCUACGCCUACAAUGUGGCCCGAAUCAGCAACCGCAAGCACCUCAACUCCACCAUGCUGGACAUGGGGGGUAUGAGAAUCACCAAGCUGGAUAUCUACAUCGGCUACGCAGAGGAUCUCAUCAAGAUCUGCGCGCGGAUAGCAGAUCUACCCCACAUCCCUCACGACGCCGUUGCCCUGGGGUCAGAAAUACACGCCAUAGACACAUCCCUCCGUACCUGGACCCACUCAAACACCCAAUACAUAACCCCCAAAGGCAUCACCCAGGCAAACCUUUCCCGCCUCCGCAUGGUAGCAGAUUGCUUCCGCGAUGCCGCAUACAUCUACCUGCAUUCCACCCUGGAGAAAAUGAGCCAGGCCACCCUGAUCCCCCUGCUCUCGUCAUGGGCCGCAUGCAUCUCCCUUCCCAGAUCAGAUGCGUUGCGCCGGCUUCUGGACAAGGUUAGGAUGUGUCCCCUCGACGCACACUGCGAGUACUCGGCCCUUACCUUCCCGCUUUUCAUUGCCGGAUGCGAGAGCAAGGAUGCGGACGAUAGAGAUCUGCUUAUAUCGUCCCUGAGUAAACUGGAAGUGAACUUCGGGAUAGGUAAUGUGCGACGAGCUAAGGAGCUGUUGCGGAUCCUGUGGAAGGGAGGGGGCGUGCAUUGGCUGGAUAUGUUGGAUCAAUUACAAUGGGAUUUGAUCCUUGCGUGAAUAUUAUCAGUGGGGUUUCGGCAUGAUACACAUAGAGUGGAAUUGCCUCUUUCGAGCUGAUCUGUAUAGUCGUGACAUCCCAGACCUAAUAUUACCCGACAAGGCCGGACACAGACAGCAUAUGGCGGUGAACUCUUUCGU